AUGCCCUUGCCCAAUGUCACUGAGGCCCACCCUCUUUCCUUCCUGUUGCUGGGGAUUCCAGGACUGGAAGCUGCACAGUUCUGGCUGGGCUUUCCAUUCUGUGUUGUGUAUCUGAUCGCUCUUGUUGGAAACUUUAUCAUUCUGUUUGUCAUAUGGACUGACAGGAGCCUUCACCAACCCAUGUUCUACUUUCUGGCUAUGCUGUCUAUGAUUGACCUAAGUCUCUCUACUGCUACCAUCCCUAAGAUGUUGGGCAUCUUCUGGUUCGGCCUCCAGGAGCUGUGCUUUGGAUGUUGUGUUGCUCAAGUCUUUUUCAUCCAUUUCUUCACAGUCAUGGAGAGCAUCAUACUCCUUGCUAUGGGCUUUGAUCGUUAUGUGGCUAUUUGCAACCCUCUCAGGUACACCAUGAUCCUCACCAACAGAGUCAUCGUUGUGAUUGCUGUGGUUGUGGUUAUAAGAAGCCUAUGCAUGAUUGUUCCCAUCAUUUUUCUCCUCCUGAGACUGCCUUACUGUGGACACAGAAUCAUCCCACAUACCUACUGUGAGCACAUGUCUGUGGCCAAGGUAUCCUGUGGCAAUGCCAAGGUCAAUGCAAUCUAUGGCCUUAUGGUGACUCUACUGAUUGGUGUGUUCGACAUUUGCUGUAUCUCUGUGUCUUACACUAUGAUACUUCGAGCAGUGGUGAGUCUGUCCUCUUCAGAUGCUCGUCACAAAGCCUUCAGCACCUGUACAUCUCACAUCUGUGCUAUUGUGAUUACAUAUGUGCCUGCCUUUUUUACUUUCUUCACUCAUCGUUUUGGAGGACACACUAUUCCCCAUCACAUCCACAUCAUAGUAGCCAACCUCUACCUGCUACUGCCCCCAACCAUGAAUCCAAUUGUUUAUGGUGUCAAGACCAAGCAGAUUCGGGAAAGUGGAAUCAAAUUUUUACUCGGAGACAAAAUGGGCAUUACCUAA
This is a messenger RNA of Peromyscus leucopus (white-footed mouse), 957 nucleotides long. Its product is annotated as olfactory receptor 52N2-like. Gene Ontology annotation, biological process: G protein-coupled receptor signaling pathway. The record is from RefSeq and is a predicted model, not a curated record. Gene Ontology annotation, molecular function: G protein-coupled receptor activity; olfactory receptor activity. The transcript has 2 exons. Lineage: Eukaryota; Metazoa; Chordata; Mammalia; Rodentia; Cricetidae. Gene Ontology annotation, cellular component: membrane. Bases 1 to 957 code for a protein of 318 amino acids.